This is a messenger RNA of Rhopalosiphum maidis (corn leaf aphid), 4797 nucleotides long. RefSeq lists its product as uncharacterized. Gene Ontology annotation, biological process: negative regulation of cell population proliferation. Lineage: Eukaryota; Metazoa; Arthropoda; Insecta; Hemiptera; Aphididae. The record is from RefSeq and is a predicted model, not a curated record.
AUGUAUGAGAAAAAAUCCAAUUCAGAAACAUUUGAUAGACGUCAAUAGAACAUGAAUCAAAGUUUUGUGUUGGAUACGCUUUCAGAUGAUGUCGAAAAGAACAUAACAAGUUCGUUGAUAGGUAUACCAGAACUGAAAGCAUACGUAACAACUUUGAAGAAACAUAAACAACAAAUGUCAGUUAUGGUUGAAAAUAUUAUUAAAACAAUAAAUGCUUCUCAAGAAAAAAAAAUGACAGACAUAUUUGUGUGGGAGAAAACUUCAGGGAAACCAUCAAAAAUAGAAUAUGGAGUUCCACUUAUAGUUGAACCUCUAAUUAUUCAUGAUGUGGGCCAUAUAGUAAAUGACACAUUUAGAAAUUACAUGUGUCACGAUCUUCUCAGAAACACAAGACAAUCAUUUAACUCGCUGGAGCUCAAAGAGCAUUUGUCGUUGAUUGAAGAUAUCCGGUGUGCGGAAAAAGACGUGAUGGAAGUGCAAGAGCGUCUUUUAAGGGUUGGCAACAGAGAUGAUUGGAUUGAACUGAAGCCGUGGAACGUCGAAAAUUACUCACUUCUGUGUCCACGGAUGUUCGCUUUCAACACAAACGAACAAAAGGGAGAUGCUCCAAAUGACAAUAUUGUCAAGAAAACCGUUUAUGGUAUUCACAGCGAAAUGAGACGACUCAGGCUGGGCCUAAAUAAAGAACGACGCAUUUUAAGCUUACCACAUUGUGUAACCAAAAUUGCACGAAAAAUACCUAUUUUAGAUGAAAUCGUGAAUAAUGGAUUGUUUGUAAAUACCAAUAUUGUGAGGUUUAAUCGUUUCAUAUCUGGUGGCAUUUACAAAAAAAAAGUUAUCAUCAGAAAUUCUGGAAAAAAACUUAUAACAUUCAAAUUAUUAACAAGCAAUUUAUCAUGGUUUGACUACGAUUAUAAGCCUAAAUGUCCACUUGCACCCGGUUUGAACGCUAAACUCAGUGUAACAUUUAAAUGUACGUCGAUGGAAGAUAAAUUCGAGCUAAUAACAUUAAUGACGAAUGAAAAUAAAAAAAUUAAUAUUCUCGUCUGCGCAGAAAACGAGUCACCGAUAUUAAACUAUACUCUAGAAUGUUAUGAUGACAUGAAAACUACGGUCUGUAAAAAAUUAGCUCUUCGAAAACCAUCAAGCGCCUGUUUGUUUGAGUGCAACGCUUGCCUGGUAGGCGCUCGUAAGACCAUAAUUGUCAAGAUAAAAAAUGUUGGACGAUCAUCAAAGUUUAUUUUAGUUCCUGAAAACGUAUGGUAUACAAAACCAGUAGAAGAUGUUGAAUGGAACGAAAUAAUACGUUUAGGUGCAUUUACAAUCACACCGUCAAUAUUCAAGAUUGAUUUUGAACAGACAAUGGAUCUUACUGUUGUAUUUGAACCACGUUUACCAUCAUUUUACUGUACCAGAUUUAUAAUCGUGUCGGACAAUUCGUGCGCGCAAGAAGUAAACGUGUUUGGCGAUGGUCAGAUGUUUGGCGCUGGGAGCGUUCAACUGACGGGACUUGGUUUGCUGUGCAAUCGGGCGGAGGCAGGAAGUUACGUGCUCGACAUGGGAAAAAUUGGCGAGGUCGUCCGGUACGUGUAUGCGAAAAACACGAGUCGUAUCAAAUAUCCAUAUCGCUGGAUCAUUAAUCAUGCAAUCGACAAUCCAAGUUCAAAAAACGCCAAAGUAAAUUUCAGCAUUCAUCCGUCAACUGGGCUAUUAGACAAGUUCUCGAAAACGAUGUUUCGAGUGGAAUGCGGCGUCUCCAACGAGAUAGUCAAUGAACAACUUACGGGCAAGUAUCGUGUAACUGCCACCAUGAUGAUUGAUGAUAUACCCAAAGAAAGUAUCGACGAUCAAAAUAUAUAUUUCGAAGAACAAGAGGACAAUCCAGAGUCGCUGUCGAUAAAAAUGGCUCAAAUCGAAGUGAUAUCCGAGUAUAAUGGAAAAGAACGUAUAUCAUUAUAUACCGACCGCAUAAUUGUAGAUUUGAAUUGGCACCAAAUAAGGACCGAUUUGUGCGUUAAAGAAACAGUGAAUUUUAUCAACAACGGGUCAUAUCCCGUGCACGUUUCGUGGAUUCCUAGUGACGAAAACGCUUACGCGUCCAUAGUGGUAGAACCCAAGUGUUUUGAAGUUACAGAUCGAGCUAAAAUCAGCGUGCUUAUCGAACCCUUAUGUCCUGGUCUAUUUCGAGAGAUGUUAAGGUUCUUGACCAAAAAUAGGGACUGUGACACCGGUGAAACAAUAGUAUACGUACGCGGGACGGUCGAACAGAUUCCUAACGUGCGCGUUCGACCGACAAUAGCACCGCUCGACAACAUCUGCGCGGGUACAUUAAAUUCGUACGACGUCGAAUUUAAUGUGAUAUCCAACGGCUCAUUUUCCGUGCAAAGGUAUCUGUACGAAUUCGACACCAUCGGUACGCUAAGUUUGCACGGCGACAUCAAGUCGUUUGGCCCAUAUGGAAACCAAAAUACGAUGUAUACUACGUUAAACUUUAAAACGCCGGUUGAAACCGAAGCGACUGGGAUCUCGUGUCAAUUAGUCGAAUGGUCGUUCGCCGGGUCAAAGACUGUACAUACCCAGUCGGUUACUUACGCGACACUCCCAGAUGUGCAUUUGAAUGUUAACACCAUUGCCAUUGCCGAGUCUCUUUACAGGGGCAUACCUCACACCCACAAAGGAAUUCAGUUACUCAAUAAUGCUCAUUGUGAUUUCGUCUACUCUUGGGGCAACCCAAUGGGAUCGGAUACGGAUAAAAUAGAUUGCAUGUUUAAGCCCAGCAGUGGGACUGUUAAUAGCAAUGCUAACGUUGAAUUUGAAUUUAUUGUAACGCCUAAGAAAAGUGGCUAUUUAAACAAAUGUCACAUACCGUGUUUUAUACAGUGCAAUGCACUUGCACCACAACAGAUCAGUCUCGAAUGUUGGGUAAAUGAAUUCAGCGCUACAGUAACAUAUGUCGACGCGUGUGAUACACAAUAUAGUAUAACGUGGCAAGAAAAUAAAAAACAAUGGAUCAUUAAUACAGAACUAAUGGAAAUUGAUUUAUUCGAAUCUGAAAGCAAUCGAACAUCAAUAACCAAAUAUUUAAAUUAUUCUGAAACUGAAAAUGCAGAAGAAUAUGAAAUUGAGCCGGAAGACCAGGAACCGACCAAAUGGCGUUUUGGAGAAUGGCCGAGACGUGACACACCGUUAUGCUCACCGUUGGUCGAACAAUUUCAACGAGAGCUGGACUACUACCAUCCCGUUAUAGCGUUUAAAGACAUAGAAUGCAAUACAGCUAUGGAACAGAGUAUAACUAUUCAAAAUACUACGAAAAUUUCCUGUCAAGUUAAAACGAAAGUUAGAUAUUAUGACUAUUUUACUUCGAGCAAAAUAAAAAACACUUACAAAGAUAAUAUAGACAUUACAUCGAAAAAAUAUUGUGCAAUAUGGAUAGAAAGAGAUGAUGAGAUUUUGUACGGUAUGGAUGAAUUCAAAGUGUCCAUAUGGGUGUUGGCCACGACUUGGGGUCGAUAUGAGGACGUGGUGACUAUUGAAUUACACGUAGGACUCGAUAUUCUACCGGCCAUCCACAUACCACUCAUCAUCAAUGCCAUUACGUUCCCUAUAGAAUUCCCUUUAGCUAAAGACGUUCACAAACCAACCAUCAACUUCAGCCUUUACUCGAUUGAAUCGGAAAAUCGAUUAGAAAUAUUGAAUAAUAGUGAAGUUCCGGUCAAAAUAUCUUGGCGCAUUUAUAAUAAAACUAAAGAAAAUAAACCAUUUGGAGUAUUAAUUGAUACAUUAACUCCCGACCAUCCAGACCACUGGUCUGUCAGAAUCACCAAUUAUGAUGGUUUAGAAAAUCCUCGGUAUUUUAAAAUUGAACCUAUUAUAUUGAAAUUAGAACCAAAGACCUUAGGAUAUGUGACAUUUUCAUUAGAUCGGGCUAAAGAAAUAUCCAUAAACCGUGAUGAAAAUAAUAUAGUAAAUGGAAAAGCAGUUGGAAUAGUGACUGCUCUUGAACCAGCUGGAGAAUAUUGUAUAAGAAAAGACGGAUUUAAAAUGAAACCAGCUGUUGUUAAUCUUUAUUCGGAAACUAGACAUUCAAUUCAACCAAACUUAGUCAUACGAGAGUUGGAUAAUAUUUUCCAAGUGUCAGCAUCGCAAAUGUAUAACUCCCGAUCACAAUAUUAUACGGUAAGUCGAUUGUUUACCAUGUGCAAUCACUUACGAUAUCCUGAAAACAUUUCGUUCAAAAUCAGUAGCCCGUUCAUUAUAACAAGUUUGAGAACAUUGAGAUGUGGUAUUCGUCCCGGAAAAGAAACUAUUUAUUUGUUUCAUAAGGAUUUGAUCGAAAUCGAACUGCAAGCUUCUAUAGAUAUUAAACAAGUCUAUAUACCAAAAAUGCCUACAACACUAUCGCCUAGAAAAUUCGAAAAAAUAGGAUACUUAAGCGCUGUAUAUGAAAAUAGUUAUUUUAAACCUAAGAUGGUUGCUACAUUCAAAAUUCACAUAUACUUCCCAGUACUAAAACUGUCAACGAACUACAUAAAUUUUGGUCAAGUGGUCGUAGAGGAAACUAAAAGCAUAAACGUGAUGUUAUCUUCUUAUUCAGGUCCUGAACGUUUUGUUACGCGCUCCGUUGACGAAGUAUUUACAAUAUCACCACCGGAUGCUGUCGUAUCAAAUAAGCCAAUCCCACUCAUAGUCUCGUUUAAACCCAAGUCUGAUAAACAAUACUUGACAAAGAUGGAAAUUUUGACAACAAUACCCAUGGAUGUAAUUUUUUUAGAAGUAUCUGGAUUAGGGAUAAAAUAA